Messenger RNA from Cladophialophora bantiana CBS 173.52, 1005 nucleotides. RefSeq lists its product as uncharacterized. The transcript has a single exon. The coding region runs from base 1 to 1005 and encodes 334 amino acids. NCBI's taxonomy places the organism in Eukaryota, Fungi, Ascomycota, Eurotiomycetes, Chaetothyriales, Herpotrichiellaceae. The record is from RefSeq and is a predicted model, not a curated record.
AUGUCUCUCAAACUGUCCUUCGAUACCACGCAAGCCUAUCCGCACCCGAUCGUCGUAGAGAUCUCUACCAACGACAGUAUAGAUGGCAGCCAUGAACCCACUCACGUGUCUAUUGGACCAGCUUCCGAAUUCCAUUGCCGUGUUGUCGUUUCAGGUCAAAAAAUAGCAUUGAAAAACAUUCAAGGACCGGCAAGAGACGGUGGAUAUGUCAAGGACCAUAAGAAAACCCCGAUAAAUGCCCGGGGGCGGCUCAGCAGCUAUGCAAAAUCCUUCAAAUGUUGGCUACGAUAUAAAGGGGUGUCUUGGCAUUCGCGAGGCUCUGGCGUCUCGACGAACGGAGAAUUCGUACUCAAAGCGCACGUAGCAAGACUUGCCACCAAUUACAGUGCUGGCAGGGAUGAAGCCGUCCAGGGGUGUGUAGGGCAAAGAAGACAUUCCAAUGAUUUGACCACCGUGUGCCAGCCGAAGCUAGCAAUCGAACAGCUCGCACAUGAUGUUGGAACUCCCGAAUACAUAUCCGGUUCUGAUGCCCAACCAAGGGAUGGUAGCAGGGGUCCCAGACCCCAUGAGCCCGGGUUGUUCGUUGGCACGGUUGGACACGCACCCCCCGAAGCGAUGCAAGAGUCAUUGAGGCUGGAGAAAGUGAAGCAAUUCAGAGGGAUUACACUCAUACCGGCGACCAACCUACCUCCAUUUACGGCCACCCAGGACACUGGGGCUGACUUCAACGUCAUGGCGAAGGAACUGGCUGACUCGCUUGGUUGUAAGAUCCAGGACGAGGGCAAAGGCGCUCCGUUGGAUCUCAUCGACGGCAUGAAAGCACAUUCUUUGGGAACGGUUCAUCUGUCGUAUACGCUAAUUUGCGAUUCAACAGAAAGAGUAAUUGAAUUUUAUGUAGUGAAAAAAAUGGGGAGACAUCAGGCUAUUCUGGGUGCAGAGUCGACCAUCGACCUUGGCCAUCUUCUUCGCCACGAGUGUCAAUGCAACAGGGGUUCAUUGCUCUGA